AUCAACUACAAAAAUAUGCCCAACCAACAUAUACUUACUACAUUCAACCUGCUACCAGUAGGGCUAAACAUCUCAACCUGAUGGAAUUUUGGUUCCAUACUACUAACCUGCUCUAUCCUACAAAUCGCAACGGGUUUCUUCCUAGCAAUACACUACACCGCCAACAUCAACCUAGCCUUCUCAUCAAUUAUCCAUAUCACACGGGAUGUCCCAUACGGAUGAAUCAUACAAAACCUACACGCAAUCGGCGCAUCAAUAUUCUUCAUUUGUAUCUACAUUCACAUCGCACGAGGAUUAUACUAUGGCUCAUACCUAAAUAAAAACGUAUGAUUAUCAGGAACAGCACUACUAAUCACCCUAAUAGCAACAGCCUUCUUUGGAUACGUACUACCAUGGGGACAAAUAUCAUUCUGAGCGGCAACAGUAAUCACAAACUUACUAACCGCUGUACCCUAUGUGGGAACCACAUUGACUACCUGACUGUGGGGCGGAUUUUCAAUUAACGACCCCACCCUAACACGAUUCUUUGCCAUACACUUCAUACUCCCAUUCUUAAUCAUCUCUAUAUCCUCAAUCCACAUCAUACUCCUACACAAAGAGGGUUCAAGCAACCCACUAGGGACCAACUCAGACAUCGACAAAAUCCCAUUCCACCCAUACCACUCGUACAAAGACACCCUAAUACUAACUAUUAUAAUCACUCUGAUCUUCAUAAUUAUAUCGUUCACCCCAAAUAUCUUCAAUGACCCAGAAAACUUUUCAAAAGCUAACCCAAUAGUCACACCACAACACAUUAAGCCAGAAUGGUACUUCCUAUUUGCCUACGGAAUUCUACGAUCAAUUCCCAACAAGCUUGGAGGGACCAUAGCCCUAGUUAUAUCCGUAAUAAUCCUAAUAACAAUACCAUUCACUCACACAUCCCACCUACGAUCAAUAACAUUCCGACCUAUAGCUCAACUAAUAUUCUGAACUAUAGUUGCAACAUUUAUCACCAUCACAUGAGCAGCAACUAAACCAGUAGAGCCGCCUUUUAUUAUAAUUGGACAAACAACCUCUAUUUUAUACUUCUUAUUUUUUAUUAUGAACCCUAUCCUGGGCUGAUCAGAGAAUAAAAUAUCAAUAAAUACAUGUUCUAGUAGCUUAACUAAAAGCAUUGUUUUUGUAAACCAAAGCCGGGUUAAACCCCCUAGAACAUCAAAGAGAGAACUUCUAUCACUAGCCCCCAAAACCAGCAUUUUUAAUUAAACUACUCUUUGAACAUAAAACUCCCGCCACCCAAAAAAUAAGCUCUCCUAGGACCCCCCCCUACCCCCCCCAACAAUUUAAACCCGGAUUCCAACUAUAAAUUCGCUCAAAAAUUCCGCCUAUAUGUACCCCUACAUAUUUAUCUUUAUUUGCUAUGUAUAAUCAUACAUUAAUGAUAUGCCUCACGCCUAAUAAACCAGAAUUAUCCUUUAAAUAUUUGUAUAUAAAAUUGGGUCACUACCAUCAAAUUUAUUACCGCAUCCCUCGUACGUUCCAUAUUAAGUAGAUUAUACUUUAUUAAUAAUCAUGACUAUCCUGUUCCAAGUGGUGUCCCAUGAUUUAGUCCUGCCCGUGAAACCCCCUAUCCUUCCACUGAAAGCAUGGCAGUCCCGCUUCUCACGUCCAUAUAUUGUAACCCCUCCCAGCUAUGCUCUUUCCAAGACCGCUGGUUACACCUUCAAGUUCAUCUCAAUGGCCCGGAACCAUCCCUCCCUACUAGCUUUUUCCAAGGCCUUUGGUCGCACCCGUUAUAUUGGUACAUCCACCCUCAUGUUCUUAUCAGCUAUGCCCGUUCCACCCCUGGUAGCUCUUUUUAUCUCUACCUUUCACCUGGCACCCAUAUAUGCUCGUUACCGUCUCCCCGACCGGGGUAAUACCAUCUAGUCCGGGUGGAGCCCUAUUCUUGGCUUUACAUAUUCCCUAAGCGGGUAUUAUUCUUUCAUGCUUGUUAGACAUAUUUUUUUAACCUCCGACAAAUUCCAUUAAUUCGUUAUUAUAAAUUUUCCGCAGUAAGCACUUUUUAAACACCCCUAUUUUUAAAAAUACGGGUAAAAUAAUGCGACAAACCUAUAAUAAAUUUUUAAACCCAAAAUUUUAUACGAAUUAUCCUUGCAUAUCAACUCCUCCACUUUCACCGCACUCACACAAAAAGUUAUUAUAAAAAUUACAGUCACAAUAAAACCCGCCCCGUAAUUUAACUUUUUUUUCUCAAAACAAAUUUCAAAUGCCAAAAAUGCCCCCCUAAAAAAGUAGUAAAAUUACCAACACUUUUUUAAAUCACCCGAAUUUUUAUAUUAAUGUUAUCAUAGCUUACAGUAAAGCAUAGCACUGAAAAUGCUAAGACGGCACCACCUGAUUACACAAGGUCUUGGUCUUAAACCUAGUACUACUUUAACCCAUUAUUAUACAUGCAAGACUCGUCACAACGGUGAGACAGCCCACUAAAUCAGUAUACGGAGCAGGUAUCAGGUAAUUACCAACAACACCAAGCAAACAAGCCACACCCCCACGGACCAGCAGCAGUAGUUAAUAUUAGGCCAUAAGCGAAAGCUUGACCUAGAGAUGGGAUUUCAGGGCCGGUUAAUCUCGUGCCAGCAACCGCGGUUAUACGACAGACCCAAAAUAAUACUAACGGCGUAAAGAACGACCAGACAUAUGAUUUACCCGCUUAGGGACGAAGACAAAUCUGGGCUGUAAAAAGCCAUAAGACGCAUUAACCACACCCUAACAAUAAAACAACUUCAACUCGUGAAAGCCGGGGUACAAACUAAGAUUAGAUACCUUACUAUGCCCAGCAGUAACACAACAAUUAAAUAACGCAUUGUUCGCCAAAUAACUACGAGUAAAAACUUAAAAUUUAAAAGACUUGACGGUAUCUCACAACAACCUAGAGGAGCCUGUCUAAUAACCGAUACCCCACGAUAAACCUAACCCAGGCUGGCCCAACAGUCUAUAUACCGCCGUCGCCAGCCCACCUUGUGAAAGUAACAGAGUGGGCCUAAAAGCCACAACACUAACACGACAGGUCGAGGUGUAACUUAUGCCUGGGUAAAAGAUGGGCUACAUUUUCUACCACAGAAUAAACGAAUAGACUUUGAAACAAGAAACUGAAGGCGGAUUUAGAAGUAAGCUGAGAACAAAUAUACUCAACCGAAAUCAAUGCAAUGAGAUGCGUACACACCGCCCGUCAUCCCUGACAACCAAUAAACCACAAAAUAUUAAAACAAAUAACACUAAACAGGGCAAGUCGUAACAUGGUAAGCGUACUGGAAGGUGCGCUUAGAAACAAAAAGUAGCUUAAACAAAGCACUCGACCUACACUCGAGAGAUAUUCAACAAUCUUUUUGAGCCGGGAAAAGACAACACAAACAUACAUAUAUAAAUAAACAAAUCAUUUGAUAAACCAAGUAGAUGUGAUCGAACAGUAACCAUUAACCAAGUACCGUAAGGGAAUAAACUACAAGCACAAAACAGCAAAGACUAAACCUUGUACCUUUCGCAUCAUGGUUUAGCCAGUAACCAAAGACAAGAAGAAUCACAGUCCACACCCCGAAACCAAAUGAGCUACUUUAGAGCAGCCUACUGGGCACACCCUUCUCUGUGGCAAAAGAGUGGGAAGACUUAAAAGUAGAAGUGAAACGCUUAACGAAUUUGGAGAUAGCUGGUUACCAAAAAAAGAAUAUAAGUCCUUCCUCAUACAGAAUAAUACCACAUAAUCAAAUGAGGACAUCAAUAAGGGUACAGCUUUAUUGAAACAGGAUACAACCUGAAUUUGAGAGGAAAUACCGCACAAAUUAACCCGUAGGCCUUUAAGCAGCCACCAAACAAAAUAUCGUUAAAGAAUUUACUAACAAAUCCCAAUACCAAUAAAAAACUCCAAACCAACUAAUGGUAGACCCAUUUAAAUGGGUAUUAUUAUGCUAAAACUAAUAAUAAGACAACCCCUCUAACUACGCACCUGUCCACUAGACCGGAUAAUCCACUAGCCAUUAACAGACCAUAAAAGGAAAAGACAACGCAAUUCACAAACAAACACCCACUGUGACACCAACACAGGAGCGUUAAAAAGAAAGAUAUAAUACUAUAAAAGGAACUCGGCAACCAAAAGCCCCAACUGUUUAACAAAAACAUAACCUUUAGCCAAACAAAUAUUAAAGGCAACGCCUGCCCAGUGAACAAUUAAACGGCCGCGGUACACUAACCGUGCAAAGGUAGCAUAAUAAUUUGUCUACUAAUUAUAGACCUGCAUGAAAGGCAAAAUGAGGGCUUGACUGUCUCUUAUAGUAAAUCAAUUAAACUGAUCUCCUAGUAAAAAAGCUAGAAUUACCACAUAAGACCAGAAGACCCUGUGAAGCUUAAACUAAACUAUUAAACCAAAUAAUAACUACUUUAGGUUGGGGCGACCUUGGAAAAAGAAUAACUUCCAAAAGUCUAACGACACAAACAGGCCGACAAGCCAAUCAAACGACCCAGCAACGCUGAAAAUUGAACCAAGUUACUCCAGGGAUAACAGCGCAAUCUUCUUCAAGAGCCCAUAUCAAAAAGAAGGUUUACGACCUCGAUGUUGGAUCAGGACAUCCUAAUGGUGCAGAAGCUAUUAAGGGUUCGUUUGUUCAACGAUUAAUGUCCUACGUGAUCUGAGUUCAGACCGGAGCAAUCCAGGUCGGUUUCUAUCUAUGAACACGCUGCAUCCAGUACGAAAGGACCGAUAUAGCAAAGCCAAUACUAAAAGCACGCUUUAAAAUAACACAAUCACCACUUCAAACCAAGAAAAGGUUAAUUAAGGAAGCCCUUAAUAAUUACCACUAUCUUACUAAACAUUAUCAACCCACUAUUAUACAUCCUAUCUAUCCUAAUAGCAGUAGCAUUCCUAACCCUACUAGAACGAAAAUUACUCGGUUACAUACAACACCGAAAAGGCCCAAACCUGGUAGGCCCUAUGGGGCUACUACAACCAAUCGCAGAUGGACUAAAACUAAUUACAAAAGAAGCAACAAAACCAACUAUAUCCUCCCCCAUCCUAUUCACCAUUUCACCAAUUAUAGCUCUAACACUAUCACUUACAUCAUGAUCACCCAUUCCAAUACCUUCAAUAUUAACUAACAUAAACCUGGGCUUAUUAUUCAUUAUAGCUAUAUCGGGGAUAUUCACAUACUCUAUCCUAUGGUCAGGGUGGUCCUCUAACUCAAAAUACCCAUUAAUUGGAGCACUACGGGCCGUAGCCCAAAUUAUCUCAUACGAAGUUACCCUAGGAUUAAUCAUCAUCUCAAUAGCUACACUAUCUGGGGGUUAUUCAAUAACAAUAUUUACAGAAACACAAGAACACCUAUGGCUCCUCCUACCAACAUGACCAUUAGCUAUAAUAUGGUUCACCUCAACACUAGCAGAAACCAACCGAUCCCCAUUUGACCUUACAGAAGGCGAAUCUGAGCUAGUAUCGGGAUUUAACGUAGAAUUCUCAGCAGGACCAUUCGCACUACUAUUCCUAGCAGAGUACACUAACAUCCUAUUAAUAAACACCCUAUCAGCCAUCAUAUUCAUUAACCCUGGAACAACAUCCCCACAACUCUUCACCAUUAAUCUAAUAAUAAAAACCCUGAUACUAACCACAAUAUUCCUGUGGACCCGAGCCUCCUACCCACGAUUCCGGUACGACCAGUUAAUACACCUUCUAUGAAAACAAUACCUCCCUCUCACCUUAACAAUAUGCCUCCUUAACACCUGUUUAUCCACAGCAUUCUGUGGAACACCCCCACAAU
Molecule: messenger RNA, 5783 nt
Organism: Ahaetulla prasina
Lineage: Eukaryota; Metazoa; Chordata; Lepidosauria; Squamata; Colubridae
Product: cytochrome b-like
Exons: 1
Biological process (GO): mitochondrial electron transport, ubiquinol to cytochrome c
Cellular component (GO): membrane
Molecular function (GO): electron transfer activity
Source: RefSeq, a predicted model, not a curated record